This is a messenger RNA of Striga hermonthica, 984 nucleotides long. The record is from the annotation of a GenBank genome assembly. NCBI's taxonomy places the organism in Eukaryota, Viridiplantae, Streptophyta, Magnoliopsida, Lamiales, Orobanchaceae.
AUGGUAGAGAAGAAGAAACCGGAGGAACCCAAGAAGGAGGAGGACAAGCCGGAGGCCGACAAGCCGCCGCCGGCGGAAGGCGGGAAAAAGGAGGAAAAGAAAUCAGAGGAGCCCAAGUCGGAGGAGAAGGCUGCGGCGGUGCCUCCCUUGCCGCCGGAGAUUGUGCUCAAGGUUUACAUGCAUUGCGAGGGCUGCGCUAGGAAAGUCCGCCGCUGUCUCAAGGGAUUUGAAGGUGUUGAGGAUGUAAUAACAGAUUGCAAGGCGAGCAGAGUGGUUGUGAGAGGCGAAAAAGCAGAUCCGGUGAAGGUUUUGGAUAGGGUUCAGAGGAAAAGCCACCGCCAAGUUGAGCUUAUCUCUCCGAUCCCUAAGCCUCCGCCGCCUGAGGAGCCUAAGAAAACCGGAGUUAAAGAUGUGCCCAAAGCCGAUGAUAAAAAACCGGAGCCUGCAGUGGUUACAGUGGUGUUGGGAGUGUACAUGCACUGUGAAGCUUGUGCUCAAGAAAUCAAAAAGCGCAUUCUCAAAAUGAAAGGAGUCGAGAGCGUGGAGCCCGAACUCAAGAGCUCGCAAGUCAAAGUGAAGGGCACAAUAGAACCCGAGAAGCUCGUCGACCACGUCUACAAGCGGACGGGGAAACAUGCGACAGUCGUAAAAGUCGAGCCCGAGAAGAAGAAAGAAGAUGAGAAGCCCAAGGAAGGGAAAGAGGACAAGAAGUCCGAAGAGGGCGAAAAGGGCAAGAAGGAGGCCGAGAAGGAGGCCGCCAAGACGGCCGGAGGAGGUGGCGGCGAACAGCUGUCUCCGGUGGAGGCUGAGGAGGACUCGAAGCUUGAACUAAGGAAGAAUGAGUCGAACUAUUGCUACCCACAACAGCAAAAUCACCAGUUCUACCCACAGUUUUACCCACCACAGAGGUUUGUGCAGGAAACCUAUUCAUACCCACCACAGAUGUUUAGUGAUGAGAAUCCCAAUGCGUGUACCGUUAUGUAA